UUGAGUUUUCAGCAAGUUCUCAGUAUGUCGGACAUCGGGGGAUAUGGCCAUACUAUUUUAUCUGUGAUGGUAAGCUACCAUUCCUUUCUUUUGCUUCCUUAUUCUUCAGUGUUCAGACUCUCGAAGAGUGUUUCGUCAUCUCGGUGGCUGUUGUUUGCAGAAAACGUUGCUAAUUCGUUGCAGUGGCUAGAAACUGCGAUUGCUCUUCUCUUCGUCUGCUUGCGACUGUGGACACGGAUCAGAAUUACACAGACUGUUGGCUGGGAUGACUAUCUCAUUGUAUUAAGUUGGUUGAUGUUGAUGCCGUACACCGUCGGAUGCACAGUUGCUGUUACGCAUGGUUUUGGAAGACAUUCUACCGAGCUCACUCUAGACGGAAUUGUAGCAGCAACCAAAGCUGAGAUUAUUGGUCAAACGUUUUGCAUUAUCGGUAUUGCGACCAGCAAAUCUUCGGCUGCAAUCUUCCUCCUUCGAAUUACUAUUAUUCAAUGGCAUAAAAUGGUCCUAUACCUUUUAAUGUUUGCAGUUACUAUAGUUGUUAUCAUAGACGCUCUCUUUGACUUCAUUCGUUGCAACCCAAUUGAACACGUUUGGAAUCCUACUAUUGAUGCCAAAUGCUGGGUUUCAACUGAAGGUUUUGCAACACUGUCCAUAGUCGCUGGAAGUUUCUCUGCUGCAGCCGACUUCGUUCUCGCUGUAAUGCCUUGGUUCAUUCUGUGGAAUCUUCAAAUGAAGCGCAAGGAGAAGCGUCUCAUCGCUGCUUCCAUGAGUCUUGGUUUCUUCGCUAUGGUUUGUGGUAUCAUUCGAGCAAUCGCACUUGAAUCAUUAACAUCUCGAUCUGAUUACUCUUAUGAUACGAUUGGGUUGAUCCUCUGGUCUUCCACGGAACUUAUGGUCACUAUUCUCACCGCAACAAUCCCUUGUCUUCGACCUUUAUAUAGCAGGAUACGAGGCUAUUCUACGCACUCAUACAGCGACAACCCCAACCGCCUGCGCACGCGCAGCUAUCAUCUCGACAAUAUCGGAGUAGACAGAGAGACCGACAGUAACCACAAGCUCAACCUAGAGCCGCAUAACGAUUAUUCAAGGGCAACUGUUGUAGGGGGGAAACAAGACGAUGAAAGUGACAAGAGCAUAUUGGCGCAGGGAGAAGGGAAUAUCAUUCGUACGAACGUCAUUUCCGUGCAAGUGGAGUAUGACCAGGGAUCUCAAUGGGGAAAUAAGAAGAAGAAGAAUUGGUCUGCACCCAACGAGGGUCAUUAA
Lachnellula hyalina is the source of this 1263-nucleotide messenger RNA. RefSeq lists its product as uncharacterized. The record is from RefSeq and is a predicted model, not a curated record. The annotation marks the transcript as partial. Lineage: Eukaryota; Fungi; Ascomycota; Leotiomycetes; Helotiales; Lachnaceae. The transcript is spliced from 6 exons.